UCCAUCUCCCACUUCCGGCAGCUCCACACCCCGACCAACACUCUGCUCCAGUCUAUGGCUGUGUGUGACCUGGGGCUGGGUCUGUUGGUGAUGCCUGUCGAAGGCCUGCGCUAUAUUGAGUCAUGCUGGCUGCUGGGGAGGAUAAUGUGUGCUCUGUCUACUUAUGUUUUUUACUGUCUGGCCACUGGUGCUCUGGGCCACAUGGUGCUCAUAUCCAUCGACCGUUAUUUGACUAUCUGUGACCCACUGGUCUACUCCUCUAAGGUCACACUCACUAUUGUUAAAAUCUGUAUUUGUCUCUGCUGGGCCUGUUCAAUUAUCUACAACGGGUUAAUUCUAAUGGACCACUUAGUACAACCGGACAAAUUCAAUUCCUGCUAUGGGGAGUGUGUGGUGGUCAUCAAUCAGAUUUCAGCAACUAUUGACAUGUUCAUGACCUUUAUUGGGCCCUGUACUGUCAUGGUUGUGCUGUACAUUAGAGUGUUUGUGGCUGCCCUUUCUCAGAUGCGAGUAAUUCAGUCACAGGCUGCUGCUACCAAGGCCAGAGCAGCUCCAACUGCUAGAAAAUCACAGCCCAAGGCAGCCAGGACUCUGGGGAUUCUGAUAGCAGUGUUUCUAAUGUGUUUCUGCCCAUACUACUAUCCCAUUCUUGCAGGCGUGAACACCUCCACCAAUUUGUCCUAUUAUCCAAUACUGAUGUGGAUCCAGUUACUGAACUCUUGUUUGAACCCUCUGAUUUAUGCUAUGUUCUACCCCUGGUUUAGAAAAGCUAUCAAACUCAUCAUCACACUCAGAAUACUGCAGGAUAACUCCCGGGAGGUCAAGAUCCUGUAG
This is a messenger RNA of Monopterus albus (swamp eel), 834 nucleotides long. Its product is annotated as trace amine-associated receptor 13c-like. Gene Ontology annotation, cellular component: membrane. The transcript has a single exon. The annotation marks the transcript as partial. Gene Ontology annotation, molecular function: trace-amine receptor activity. The record is from RefSeq and is a predicted model, not a curated record. Lineage: Eukaryota; Metazoa; Chordata; Actinopteri; Synbranchiformes; Synbranchidae. Gene Ontology annotation, biological process: G protein-coupled receptor signaling pathway.